GUGAUAUAUCUUGUCUUGAUCAGCUCGGGCGCAUUGAUCAGCCCCGAGGUUAUCAAGAUAAUCAAACACGAAUCAAGUUGAACGUUGACAGAUGCCAUCCCCACGAAGUCCCUUAGUCAUCCAUGCGUACGCGUUUCCCCGACGACUACCUCAUAUGAAGAUCUUCGUUGGAGAAAGGCAAUACUACAACCUUCGGACUACGCUCCGUGAUCUUGGCUUCCCUCGCGGCACGAAUAUCCAGCAGCCCCGGUUAUCGCCACUAUCUCCGGAUGCUCCAUCGCUUCCUAGGUACACGCUACUACCUCGCGCUCACGCUCAUGCUGGCGAUCGAUUCCCAAAUUCUCGAUCACGAAGAGGAAAUCUCAAACAUCGUCCUCAAGGCUCGAAUGUUUUGUUCUCUGUAUCUUAUUUUUCCUUGAUUGUUUUGCUGUGGGUGAGUGGCGCUCGUCCCAUGAUCAAACAAAAAAACCUGCAUCGUCGCAGGUAUAUUUGCCAUGGCUCCGGCCGCGCCAUGGUACAAGGACACAAAGAGGGCGUUACGCGACAUGUGCUUAGGUCGUCGGAAGGCCGCAUGGAGCGAAACCAAGCGAGGCAAUGGGCGAGGGACGCACCGCAGCUCGACCCCAUGGCUUGAUCCGUUGGGUUCCCUUGACGCAGAGUGAGGUCGUAGGCGUGUGACCUGAGGUAUAGUGCUACGAUCGAAGAAUGGAGGAAUAGGAAAGCGGAGGAGCGUGGUUGCCUAUUACGAAUAAGGAUUCGAUCUAUAAUCGUUCUCUCUUCUCCCAUCAAGGCUCAUCUAUAGGUACACAAAAAUCAACGUACUUU
Messenger RNA from Annulohypoxylon truncatum, 825 nucleotides. RefSeq lists its product as uncharacterized. The transcript has a single exon. The coding region runs from base 92 to 634 and encodes 180 amino acids. The record is from RefSeq and is a predicted model, not a curated record. NCBI's taxonomy places the organism in Eukaryota, Fungi, Ascomycota, Sordariomycetes, Xylariales, Hypoxylaceae.